GAUUUAGUAUAAGAGUUGUAAGUAACACUAUAAAGCUGCAUCUAUUCAUUUCACCCAAUUGAGUCUUUAUAGAGUUUUUUAAUGAUUAAACAACUAUAUCAGCUAAAAUAAUAUAAUUUGUUAAAUCUGAAAAGGAGGAUAGCAACUAAACGAAAAUAGAAACUGGAAACUCCAAAUAUGUCCGAUGCACAGAAAUCUUCAGAUUCUUCAACGGAGAAUUCAAACACAGAGAAAAAUAUGGAGGAAAAUGAUAAAUGUUCUUCGGAAGGAAAUCAACAAUCAAGCAUAAAUAACGAGGAUAAUCAGGACAAUAUUUUAAAGGACGAACGUACAUUUACUUCCCAAGUGAGUCUAGAAGUAAAUUGUAAAAAUGAACACGACAAAGAAACGCCCAUCAUAGAUAAUUCUAUGAAAAAUGACAUCAAUAUUCGAGAGGAAGCUUCGGUCACCGAAGCUGUUUGUCUAGACCAACAAAGCGAAGACGAAAAUAUACCAGCAAAGACAACUCACAAACGUGGUUAUGAAGAAACAGCCUGCACUGAGAAUGAAAUACCUAGAGUAGCUGUUUUAAAUGCUCAAAAAAUAGAACUUGAUGAAUUGAAAGAGUUAUUUUCAUCUGAAGAAACAAAUGGAGAGGAUUUCGAUGAAAUAGUUAGAAAGUCUGAAGUUGUAUACAUUCGAUAUAAAUCAUUUGAUGUUACAAGGAAAGUUUUGAAGGCUUGCUCCAAAGGAAUUUUAUUUAAAAAACGGAUGUUAUAUGUACUUGAAGAGGGAAAUCAUUACGUUUAUGUUGAAAAAAAGAAUAAAGAAUCAGAUUUAGAUGAUUUUGAUCUGAGGAUCAAAUUUGAAAUAGCUCGGAAUGAGCUGGAUGAAACUUUGAAACAAGCAAUCGAAAACAUCUAUUGUAAAAAAUAUUCAGCCUUAAUUAAUUAUUACAGAGAUAAAUACGCUACACAUAUCAUAUGUCGGAAUAAAGAAACUGCGCUAAAAGACUACAAUAUAUAUUCUCCUGCGUCUAUUAAUGUUACUGGCGGUUUUCUUAAAAGAACAAUCAAAAUAAUUGCGGCAGAUAAAGUAAUAAAUCGUCUACACGAUGUUAUGGAUAUAUUACGAUCGCAAGCUAAAGUGAUAGAUACUAUUAUUUUACCUAAAAUGAGUUUUGUCACUUUUGAAAAGAUUGAAGAUGCAAAGUAUUUUAUUGAAACGAAGGACGAUAUCGUUUGUUACAUGAAAAUAGAGUUCUUUCCAUUAGAUUUAAAAGAAUAUGCACUUUAUCAAAUUGAUAAAGCGGAAAAAAAUGACAUAACAGUAGCACCUAUUAAAGUACCUCCCUCGGUAACUAACUGUUGUGGAUAUUCCUCAUGUUCUUUUAUGAUAAAACAAGAAAAAGAUUGCUUUUAUGACGAGUUUGAGGGUGUAAAAAGAAAAAUAGCCGAGUAUUCUUCAACAUUUGAAAUUGAUUUCGAAACUGAUUCAGAAGUUUAUUACAACUUUAAAAAUUACUCAAAUUUGGAAGAAUUUUUAAGGAAAGAAAAACAAUUUCUUGGUAGCAAAAAAGUAGAUUAUCAUAUUCAAAAACAAUUAACGAAUCCUUCUAAACCUUUAAGUUUCUCUGAUAGUUUUAUUAUUCUGUGUAAUCUACCAAAACUAGAGACAAUAGAUGAAUUAAAAAACAAGUUAAGAGAGUACACAAAUUCAGAUUGCAAAGCAUUCUUUUCUCCAAAAGAAUCCAAUAAAUAUAAGGCGCUUAUAUAUUUCUACGAACCAAUAGAUGUAGAAAAUCUAGAACUGAGAUUUGGAAUUCAUUCUUUCAAAAGUAAAAUGUUGGUUGUUGAUAGAGUCGACGAUGGUAAAAUUAAAUUUUGUCUCCACAAUUCAAAUAUAACACUUAAAGAUUUGAAAGUGACACUUGAAAAAAAUAAUAUAUGCAAAUGUGACUCAAGGCUAAUUGAGGAUGAAAUUGAAAUUUUAUUGAAGGAAGAAAGAGUAAGAGAUUUGAAGCUAUUUAUUAAUAAUGAAAUGAAAUAUAAAUCAAAAGUCUUGGAAUUUCUUCCAUACAUUGAAACUUUUGGAAAAAUUCCACAUAAUUUCCCUUUUCACCAACCAAGAAGCGGAAUUGUAGACUGCUUUCUUUAUGAGACAGAGUUUACAUCUUUCAUUAUUUUUUCUGUUGAAUAUAGAAGAAAACUUUUUGACUGUUUGCGAAAGUUCAAAGCAAAGUUUAGUAUUAAUAGAGUAGAUGACAGUAUUGAAAUAAGGUAUAACUAUAAUGAGAAGGUAUGUGAUCUUCAGUAUUCAUGGAAGGAAGACGUUGAAACAGAGUUGAACAAAUUUUUCAAAAAACUCGAUAAAUAUCUUUUCAAGUUUUCCACUUCUGACUAUAAGAUUAUAACCAAAUAUGGAUUUGAACUUGAUGGAAUUCUAAUUCAACAUGAUUCGAAUUGCUGUGUUGUAUUUAAAGGUCCAGUAACCGAUAUUAGGACUAUUAAAGAAGUUUUAAAAAACAAAUUACAAGAACAUGAUAUUUUGAAAGAGAUGGACUUUGAUGUAGAAAGUCCUAGCAAUAAAGAAUUUUUAUUAAACAAGAAGGAUAUUUUGAAGAUACUUAGAAAAGAUCAUAUCAUUGUCUUCGAUUCUAAGCCUAAAUGCACAACUGAAUUAGGGAUUAUAAUUGUACAAGAGAAUCGGAAGGGAAUUGUCAAGAGCCUUACCUAUUUUCUAAGAGAUUGCACCACUCGUAAGAAGUCGAUUAGUUCAUUUCCUAGGUCUUCUUUUGAACAGCAACUAAAAGAAAAAAUAGACAAUAAGAACAGUUAUUCUCUCUCCUUCGACAAGAAGAAUUUAUUUAUAACUGCAGAAUCAAAAGAAAUAGCGACUGAAAUUGAAACUAUAUUUGACAAUAUAACAAAAUCAUUCAAGUACGAAUCGUUUGACUUAGAAAUUAAAUUUUUUGACAAGAAUAAGGAGAAUAUUUCAAAAUUAGAGAAAAAAUACCAUAUUGAAUUUACCAAAACCAAACAAAAGAAUUUUUAUAAACUUGAAAUAGAAGGUCCGAUCAAAGAUGUUGAUGAUUUUAUUUGUCAGUUAAAACUAUUAAGGGAAAAAAAAGAUAUUACAAUUUCGAAAAUUAUUUCCGAAUCUCAUGCAAAGUAUUUGAAAAAAUUACUAAAAUCUUCUUUUACACCAUAUAAUCGUCAACUUUUUGAACUAAAGGAUGGAGUUAAUAUAGGGAUUGGUGAAUUACAUAAUCGACAAAUUAUAAAGAAUAAUAAAGAUACCUUGACAAUUCAAAUUUCUCACAAAUUUUCACAAGAUGCACUAAAAGAUGUGAUAAUUUUUCCUGAUAUUUGUAUAAAACGUUGCUUUGAAGGUGAAGACCGAGAGAUUCGGAAUAUCAUCACAGAAACUUGCGAAAAAAUUACUUUAAAAUCUGGUGCAACUGCAUAUUAUAUAGAUAAAUGGGAUUCUGAAAAAAUAUCACAGAUGACAAAAAUUUUGAAAAAGAUUGAUAAAGACGGGCAACAAAUUAUUCAAAUACCUCUAAUAUCUAAAGAAAUCUCUAAUAAGCAACAGCAUAUCCAGGAUUUAGUUUCUUUGAUUUUCAAAGUACUUUUCAUUGACAAACUCGCUCUAGAUUUUGAGGACCUGCAAACGAUCCAAAUUAUCACACACAGCCAAAAAUCUACUGAAAAUUUUAAACCUAUACUACAUAAACGUGUUAAUGAUUUAUUGCAAAAUUCAGAAAGUUAUGAUACAUUUGAAUAUAUUGAUUUUCCUCCCUCUAUUUUAAAAGUUAAAUAUGGAGAUCUUACGUCAGAAAAAGCAGAUGUAAUAGCAUAUAGCAAUUCAAGAUCGCUUAACUUUAACAAGGGAAUUGCUAAAGCUUUAAGUGAUGCUGCUGGAGAAGAUUUAGAAAAAGAAUGUAAAAUCAGGAAUUUUCGGGAAAACAUAACUGUUACAAAAGGAUUUAAACUCCAUUGUCGAUAUGUCUUUCAUUUAUAUUUAGAAAAAUCAUCAUCAGAUAGAAAUUAUACGAAAUUAGAUGAAAUACUAAAAAUAUGCUUUACUGAAGCAAAAUCACUGAAAGUAAAAAGUCUAUCUCUUCCUCUCCUUGGUGCAGGAUAUCUAAACUAUCCAGAUGAAUAUGUGAUUGAUACUAUUAAACAUAUAAGUGAUAAAUAUGGUAGAGAAAAUGGUUUAGAGAAAGUUACAAUUGUUAUACAAAGCGAACACAUUCUAAAUAAAGUAGAAAAACAAUUAAGUAUCCUUCCAUGGGUGGAGAAAACUGACCAUUUUCUCUUAUACAACAAAGUUCAAAUAUUUGUGGAGCAGCUGAAAUUAACAAGCUUCACAACGGAUGCUUUAAUUUGUCCAAUUCCUGAAUCAAAUUCACCAAAGCUUCCAAUAACAGAAUAUAUAUGUAACCACUUCAGGAUACUUCUUAAUCAUAACGAAUUGAAAAAGAAAGAAGUAAUUUGCACUAAAAUCGACAAAAGAACAAUAAUAUUCUCAAAACCGGCAUCCGGAAUUAAGGAACAAUUAUUUAGAGCUUUAUCUACAGCCGAGGAAAAUAACUUACGUUCUAUCACUUUUCCCUCUUUUGCUGAUAAUAUUUGGAACGAUCAACCAAAUCAUACAGAUUUAUUUAAUAUUAUAGAAAUGUAUUUCAAGAAUAAACUAUCUUGCAUUAAAAGAAUUGAACUCUUUACAAGAAAACAGUGUGAUAGGGAUGCCUUUAGGGAUACUGCUUUACACAAGUGUUAUAAUUAUUAUGAAGCGAAAUUUAUUGGAAAAGAUUUAGAGACAUUAAAUAAAGAAUGUACCAAGCUUUGUAAAAAAGUGCAAACUACUGUCAUUACUUUAAAUACUACUUGUAUUCAGAAUAAAAAACAACAAUAUAAAGACGUCUUAAAUAAAAGUGAUACUGUUGAUAAAAUGUGUCUUGGUAAUGAAAUAUUUCUUACUGGCCUUGAAAAGGAUGUUAAUGAAGUGAAAAAAGAAUUAAACAAUGGUAAACAAUCCCUAAUUAAAAUAUUAAUUUCUUAUUAA
Messenger RNA from Dimorphilus gyrociliatus, 5049 nucleotides. The record is from the annotation of a GenBank genome assembly. Lineage: Eukaryota; Metazoa; Annelida; Polychaeta; Dinophilidae.